Molecule: messenger RNA, 878 nt
Organism: Cetraspora pellucida
Lineage: Eukaryota; Fungi; Glomeromycota; Glomeromycetes; Diversisporales; Gigasporaceae
Source: the annotation of a GenBank genome assembly
CUGCCCAGUCUGAUAAACUACUGACUAAAAGAGAACAUAAGCCUGCUACCGGGUUUGGAUUAGCAGUUCCUAAUCCUAGAGAUGAUGGUUGUGGGGAUGGGAGAAGAUCUGCCUGUGGUGCUAAAAUUACAGAUGUUAGUUGGACAAUACUGUCCAAGAAUGAACGGCAACCUUGGGGGGCAAUUGGGGGAUACCUCAAGAUGACGAUUACUACUCCUGGAGGUGACCCAAAAUAUAUAGGUGAAGUUUCCUUUAGUGAUGACAAUGGUCACAAAUAUCAUAUUGUAAAUGACCUUCAGUAUCUUUUUGAUCCGCAAUAUACAUUCUUUUGGCCUUAUCCUAUUGAUGAAACACCUAUUGGCGUGUGGGCUGAUGUUUGGGCUUCAAUAUAUUGGAAUUGUGAUGAUGGUCUUAAAUCUGCCCACUCUGAUAAACUACUAACUAAGAGAGAACAUAAGCCUGCUAUCGGGAUUGCAAAACCUCCUAAUCCUAUAGAUGAUGGUUGUGGGGAUGGGAGAAGAUCUACUUGUGGUGCUAAAAUUACAGAUGUUAGUUGGACAAUACUGUCCAAGAAUGAAUGGCAACCUUGGGGGGCAAUUGGGGGAUACCUCAAGAUGACGAUUACUACUCCUGGAGGUGACCCAAAAUACAUAGGUGAAGUUUCCUUUAGUGAUGACAAUGGGCACAAAUAUCAUAUUGUAAAUGACCCUCAGUAUCUUUAUGAUCCGCAAUAUACAUUCUUUUGGCCUUAUCCUAUUGAUGAAACACCUAUUGGCGUGUGGGCUGAUGUUUGGGCUUCAAUAUAUUGGAAUUGUGAUGAUGAUUUUAAAUGUGCUCGUGAAUUUGUACACUUACGAACUUGGGUCCCUCCACAAUAA